This is a messenger RNA of Xenopus tropicalis (tropical clawed frog), 2482 nucleotides long. RefSeq names its product CCAAT enhancer binding protein delta (gene cebpd). The record is from RefSeq and is marked provisional. Gene Ontology annotation, biological process: regulation of DNA-templated transcription; DNA-templated transcription. NCBI's taxonomy places the organism in Eukaryota, Metazoa, Chordata, Amphibia, Anura, Pipidae. Gene Ontology annotation, cellular component: nucleus. Gene Ontology annotation, molecular function: DNA-binding transcription factor activity; sequence-specific DNA binding.
AGACCCAGAGAGCCUGACAGGCAGCCAAUCCGCGCAGCUAGAAGAGACCCAGUCACUGCAGAGCCACUCACAUGAGCUCGGUGCCGAUGAGCCUGGAGGCGCGCUGUCUGUCCCCCUAUGCAGCCUGGUACAUGGAACCCACCAACUUCUACGAGCAACGGCUGAGCGGCUCCCCUGCCCCAUGCAAGCCGAGAGCCAUGUGCGAGGAGCCCGCUGUGGGCAGUGGGGGCACCCUGGCAGAGCUAAGCGCUGCCCCUGCCAUCUAUGACGAUGAGAGCGCAAUAGACUUCAGCUCGUACAUAGACUCCAUGGCCUCCGUGCCCAACCUGGAGCUGUGCAACGACGAGCUGUUCGCGGACCUGUUCAACUCCAGCAAAGCGGUUGGAGAGCGGCAGGAGUGCGGCGGGGGUGACUACCUGAGCGGGCUCUUGGCGGCACCUCCCUGCCCUGGCACAGCUGGCAAAGGGCAUCUCAAGCAAGAGCCGGAGUGGAGCGACAGCGACUUGUCCUCUUCGCUGCCCAACCAAAUCGCAGCCUGUGCCCAGACAAGCAUGAGCCUGCAGCCCACCCCUCCCACCUCCCCGGAGCCCAGCACCUCAGCCUGCCCUUCCCCGGCUUCCCCCAGCUCCUGCGGCAAAGACAGGACGGGCAAGAAGCUGUUAGAUCGCUACAGCCCCGAGUACCGGCAGCGCAGGGAGCGCAACAAUAUCGCCGUGAGGAAGAGCCGCGACAAAGCCAAAAAGCGCAACAUAGACAUGCAGCAGAAGCUGCUCGAACUCUCCUCGGAGAACGAGAAACUGCACAAAAAGAUCGAACUUCUCACCAGGGACUUGAGCAGCCUCCGGCACUUCUUCAAACAGCUGCCCCCCACCGCCACCAGCACCUUCCUGCCCAGCCUGACGGGCAUUGACUGCCGGUAACCCGCCCCCAGCCCAGGACUUUAUAACCUCCUAUACCUCAUUCCAGACAUGGCCCUCCUGCGGCCCUCCAGCCUCGGCUCCGGUACAGUCGCUACAGGGAGAUGGGGAUCAGCUGGAGCUGGAGGGCUGCCUGUGAGACUUUGCUGCAACAUCUCCCACAGCAAGAGGGGGCCUCACACCACCUGGGACACUUGCCCUGCCCCCUCUUACAGACUGAGCCAAAGACUUAUCACAUCUUUAAUAUAUAUGUAUAAUAUUUAGUGCAAUAAGACAUUUGCAAGGUAUUACCAGUGGGUAGUGCCCUGCAGGAAAUGGGAGAGAAUCGGGCAUCAUCUCAACCCUUUCAGUGCCAGAGCUCGUUCAAGCUGCAUCUUGGCCAUGGCAGGUGUAACUAGGAGUAUUGCUCCAUAGGCAUUGGGCCCAUUUCUUGCCCACUGUGUGCAUGAUAGGUGCAACUGCUCCCCUUUCACCUGCCAGUGGCCUGGGUUGCCCAGCGCUAGUUACACCUUCUAAUUUGGCAUCCAAGGUGUUGAAUAAGGAAUGGGCAAGCUGUGGCCCUCUGCCUUCUGAGCAACAGCUCUCAUUGCCCUGCUGGUGCAUGGUGGGUGUUGUAGUUCAGCAGCCAGACAGCUAUCAAAGGAUUAUGAAGUGUUCACAACUGGGCUUGCAUCAGUCACCCGGGAUAAGGGUACCGAGCUUUGGUGCCAGCUGCCCAUGUGCCACAUUAGUAAUCAUUCUAUAGUGUUGGAUGUAUGCCUGUCUCACUGUGCCUUGCAUGCCAAGCUGCAGCCAUACACCCUUACUGCUUAUUCAUCUCUGCCUUAGGAGUAAGGGCUAACUCAAAGGUACAAAAGCUGCAGAGUUUAGAGCUAUAUCAGCAUAGCAAUAAGACACUAGUGAGUUGAAGCAGUAGUGCAAAAAGUCUAAAAGCUGCCAGUGUGUAGUACUUCAGCCACGCUGAACUGCAACUCCCAAAGUGCUUGUGCAAUGGCUGAGGGACUACAAGCUGAUCAGAUUACCUGUCAUAAGCCUGUGCCUGUUAUCAGCUGAAAUGUGUGCCCUUCUGAGCUAACAUGCUGGUUACCUGUCUCGUUCAUUGCCAUUGCUUGACUAGGUGUCUUUAGCCCCCUGGCCCUUACAGUAGCCAACAGGAUAUCUACUGGCCCAGAAGCAUUGAAUGGGCUGUUCUGAAUCUGAUUGCGGGAAGUACUGUAUGAAUAAGGGCAGUGCCAGUGUGGAUCGGUGCUGGCCUGCAGUUUCUAUUCUAGUUACCAAGGGCAGCUAAACAUUCACAACAGAUAUAUAUAUAAAUGUAUUUUCUCUCCACUAAAGUAUAAACAAAGCUAAAACAUUUCCCCUUUAUCCCCCCAACUUCCUUAAAUUAUUUUUGUAAUGUAGUUUUCUGUAUUCUUACUGAUGCAGCUAUGGCACAUUUGUAUAAUGAUUUCCCAGAGACAAGCCUUUGUAUUGUAGAUAAUAGGGACAGAGAAAUGAGCAUGCUCAACUUUUUAUAUGAUCAUUUUUACAGCAUUUUUAUUAUGAAUAAUAAAAAAAGAAACACA